GGACGGGACUGUUUAUUGGUGAGUGAUAAGGAGCCAAAUGAAAAGACAGUUCUUUGAGGGAAGCCUGGGGUUGUUGGGGGGUGGAGCAGCGUGUUUAUGUAUUAGCAUAGGGUAAAUCCAGAUGCCUCUUGGCACUAUGGAUACGCAAGCAGCUGAAAGCAGGGCAAACAGGAAGGCUACCUAGGAGCUUCCUGGCAUGGUUUCUUCUUCUAAUUGCAUGUAGCUCAGAGAUCUGAGUGAGUGACCAGGGGAGAGGUCUGAUGCUAGCAACUGUUCAGCACAAACACGUUCUAAAGUAUUAAUGGUGCCCAGUAGGACCAGGAAGAGUCUGCGCGAUUUUCUGAAAGCCAGGAAAUAGCGGGAGCUGCCUGUACCGGGAUAAAACCCACCUGGGAGGUUUCUGAACUUGUUCAUGGCUGGAUUUUUAAAAAAUAUAUUCAAGAUUUCCUGUUAUGAAAUGUCUUAAAUCUUGAUAGGUAUUAACGACUUUAUCAAAGAGAUCCUGGGAAGGGCCAAUACUUUUUGCAAAUAAUUCCCGAAUAUAUAAAAUAAUUUUUAUAUUGGGAAUGUUUGUUAUAUCUUAUGUUUUAUGCCAGCGUGGCUUCAUUCAUACAGAUGAACCAAGCAUUGGGAUAGCAGUAUAAAAUUAGAAUCAGACAGCUGACUGCUCAGCAGGAUGCCAUCAACUAACAGAGCAGGAAGUCUAAAGGACCCUGAAAUUGCAGAGCUCUUCUUCAAAGAAGAUCCGGAAAAGCUCUUCACAGAUCUCAGAGAAAUCGGCCAUGGGAGCUUUGGAGCAGUAUAUUUUGCACGAGAUGUGCGUACUAAUGAAGUGGUGGCCAUCAAGAAAAUGUCUUAUAGUGGAAAGCAGUCUACUGAGAAAUGGCAGGAUAUUAUUAAGGAAGUCAAGUUUCUACAAAGAAUAAAACAUCCCAACAGUAUAGAAUACAAAGGCUGCUAUUUACGUGAACACACAGCAUGGCUUGUAAUGGAAUAUUGUUUAGGAUCUGCUUCAGAUUUACUAGAAGUUCAUAAAAAGCCAUUACAAGAAGUGGAAAUAGCAGCAAUUACACAUGGUGCUCUCCAGGGAUUAGCUUAUUUACAUUCUCAUACCAUGAUCCAUAGAGAUAUCAAAGCAGGAAAUAUCCUUCUGACAGAACCAGGCCAAGUGAAACUUGCUGACUUUGGAUCUGCUUCCAUGGCCUCACCUGCCAAUUCUUUUGUGGGGACACCAUAUUGGAUGGCCCCAGAAGUAAUUUUAGCCAUGGAUGAAGGACAGUAUGAUGGCAAAGUUGAUGUAUGGUCUCUUGGAAUAACAUGUAUUGAAUUAGCCGAGAGGAAGCCUCCUUUAUUUAAUAUGAAUGCAAUGAGUGCCUUAUAUCACAUAGCCCAAAAUGAAUCCCCUACACUACAGUCUAAUGAAUGGUCUGAUUAUUUUCGAAACUUUGUAGAUUCUUGCCUCCAGAAAAUUCCUCAAGAUCGCCCUACAUCAGAGGAACUUUUAAAGCACAUGUUUGUUCUUCGAGAGCGCCCUGAAACAGUGUUAAUAGAUCUUAUUCAAAGGACAAAGGAUGCAGUAAGAGAGCUGGACAAUCUGCAAUAUCGAAAGAUGAAGAAACUCCUUUUCCAGGAGGCACAUAAUGGACCAGCAGUAGAAGCACAGGAAGAAGAGGAGGAGCAAGAUCAUGGUGUUGGCCGGACAGGAACAGUGAAUAGUGUUGGAAGCAAUCAGUCUAUCCCCAGUAUGUCUAUCAGUGCCAGCAGCCAAAGCAGCAGUGUUAAUAGUCUUCCAGAUGCAUCGGAUGACAAGAGUGAGCUAGACAUGAUGGAGGGAGACCAUACAGUGAUGUCUAACAGUUCUGUCAUCCACUUAAAACCUGAGGAGGAAAAUUACCAAGAAGAAGGAGAUCCUAGAACAAGAGCAUCCGAUCCGCAGUCUCCACCUCAAGUGUCUCGUCACAAGUCACAUUAUCGUAAUAGAGAACACUUUGCAACUAUACGAACAGCAUCACUGGUUACAAGGCAGAUGCAAGAACAUGAGCAAGACUCUGAACUUAGAGAACAGAUGUCUGGUUAUAAGCGGAUGAGGCGACAGCAUCAAAAACAGCUGAUGACUCUGGAAAAUAAACUGAAGGCAGAGAUGGACGAACACCGCCUCAGAUUAGAUAAAGAUCUUGAAACUCAGCGUAACAAUUUUGCUGCAGAAAUGGAGAAACUUAUUAAGAAACACCAAGCUGCUAUGGAAAAAGAGGCUAAGGUGAUGGCCAAUGAGGAGAAAAAAUUCCAGCAACACAUUCAGGCUCAACAGAAAAAAGAACUGAAUAGCUUUUUGGAGUCUCAAAAACGAGAAUAUAAACUUCGAAAAGAGCAGCUUAAGGAGGAGCUGAAUGAAAACCAGAGCACACCUAAAAAAGAAAAGCAGGAAUGGCUUUCAAAGCAGAAGGAGAAUAUACAGCAUUUUCAGGCAGAAGAAGAAGCUAAUCUUCUUCGCCGUCAGAGGCAGUAUCUAGAGCUAGAGUGUCGUCGCUUCAAAAGAAGGAUGUUGCUUGGGCGGCAUAACUUGGAGCAGGACCUCGUCAGGGAGGAGUUAAAUAAAAGGCAAACUCAGAAGGACUUGGAGCAUGCAAUGCUGCUGCGACAGCAUGAAUCCAUGCAAGAACUGGAGUUUCGCCACCUCAACACUAUUCAGAAGAUGCGCUGUGAGUUGAUCAGAUUGCAGCAUCAAACUGAGCUCACUAACCAGCUGGAGUACAAUAAGAGAAGGGAACGGGAACUAAGGCGAAAACAUGUCAUGGAAGUUCGACAACAACCUAAGAGUUUAAAGUCUAAAGAACUCCAAAUAAAAAAGCAGUUUCAGGAUACCUGCAAAAUUCAAACCAGACAGUACAAAGCAUUAAGGAAUCACCUGUUGGAAACUACACCAAAGAGUGAGCACAAAGCUGUUCUGAAAAGACUCAAGGAGGAGCAGACUCGGAAGUUAGCCAUCUUGGCUGAGCAGUAUGAUCAUAGCAUUAAUGAAAUGCUCUCCACACAAGCUCUGCGUUUGGAUGAAGCACAGGAAGCAGAAUGCCAGGUUUUGAAGAUGCAGCUGCAGCAGGAACUGGAGCUGUUGAAUGCAUAUCAGAGCAAGAUCAAGAUGCAGGCUGAGGCCCAACAUGAUCGAGAGCUUCGAGAGCUGGAACAGAGGGUCUCUCUUCGCAGGGCACUCUUAGAACAAAAGAUUGAAGAAGAGAUGUUGGCUUUGCAGAAUGAACGCACAGAACGAAUACGUAGCCUGCUCGAGCGUCAAGCCAGAGAAAUUGAAGCUUUUGACUCUGAAAGCAUGAGAUUAGGUUUUAGUAACAUGGUCCUUUCUAAUCUCUCCCCUGAGGCAUUCAGCCACAGCUAUCCAGGAGCUUCUAGUUGGUCUCACAAUCCUACUGGGGGUCCAGGACCUCACUGGGGUCAUCCCAUGGGUGGCACACCACAAGCUUGGGGUCAUCCGAUGCAAGGUGGACCCCAACCAUGGGGUCAUCCCUCAGGGCCAAUGCAAGGGGUACCUCGAGGUAGCAGUAUGGGAGUCCGCAAUAGCCCCCAGGCUCUGAGGCGGACAGCUUCUGGGGGACGGACGGAACAGGGAAUGAGCAGAAGCACGAGUGUCACUUCACAAAUAUCCAAUGGGUCACACAUGUCUUACACAUAAUAAUUGAAAGUGGCAAUUCUGCUGGAGCUGUCUGCCAAAAGAAACUGCCUACAGACAUCAUCACAGCAGCCUCCUCACUUGGGUACUACCGUGUGGAAGCUGUGCAUAUGGUAUAUUUUAUUUGUCUUUGUAAAGCGUUAUGUUUUGUGUUUACUAAUUGGGAUGUCAUAGUAUUUGGCUGCCGGGGUUUUUGUGGUUGGCUUUUUGUUUUUAACUUUUGGAAAAAUUUUAAAGUGGAAAUACAUAAAUAUUUCAUGUAUGUGGCAAAAAUUGGCUUAAUAGAAGGGGUAUUAUCUGAACAAUAUAAAAAUAAAAUGAAGCAAACUAAUCUGAAUCAUCACUUUAGGGUAUCCAAAGCCUAAGAAAUUUGUUGGAAGAUCUAAAGCCUUCCUUCAUAUUCCAAAUUCUGUGAGUCACUGACAGCAGGCAGCAUCCAUGCUGAAACACAUUCUUACUGAAAUAUACCUCCACUCCUUACCAGUGUGUUUGCUUUAUUUAUGAAUUGAUCUGAUUUCUCAACCUCAUUCGGACUAAAAAUCAGAAGGCCAUGAACAUUAAAAGAUUGCAUUUACCUUUUCAGUGGUAGAAAAUCAUCUAGUUCUUUUCUACAAAUUCAGAAAUUUGUCAGAUUUUGUAGGUUGUAUCAUGAUCAGAUGGAGUUGCUUAAGGAGAUCAUAAGUUGUGUGGCUAUUGCACUAACAAGUCAGUGAGCUUUCAGAGGGAAAACUAGAGGGCCAGAGGAGCCCCUGAAAGUUUCUGAUAGGAAUGUUCAGCAGGGAGAAGGAGGUAAAGCCUGUGUAACCUGACAUCUUGUUUUGUUUCUUGUAUAAUAUCUCAUCUGACCCAAAUCAUAAGACCCCAAACAGUACCUUUGCGUUGUACAAAAAUGAAGACAUACAGCCAACAUAAAGCAAAUGCUGAGGUAUUGAAUGAUGCCAUAUUUGUGAGCUGCCAUCCAUUAGAAUAUUCAUCACACUACAUAGACAUAGUUUUAUUAUCCCCUUUUUUUGCUUAUGGGAUUUCCUGUUUACAAGUAGCAAUAGUCAAUUAUUUAAAUACUUAGUUGCCACCAGGAGUCACUGAGCCAAUGACUACCAGCUGCUGACUAAUCUUCACACUGUAGUUAUUGCUUCAUUUGCAGGUACUCUGUGCUUAAUCGCUGUUUUUGUUGCUGUAGUACCUUCUUACAAAUUCUUAAUUCAUUGAGACUUAGUGACCAUCUGGGUCCAUGUUAAUAUCACAUAAUUGCAAAUUCCCUUUCAGAAGUCUCUAGCUUUAGUGCUGAAAUACUACUGAGAAAGAAACUAGGUAGUUUGGUGAGUGAAAGAAAACAAAAGUUGAAAAUACUAUGUAGUGGUCAGGGACCACCUACAUUUGGGGAGUGUGUUUUGUCUGUUCUUCAAUGAAGGAUCAAUCCAGUGUUCUUCAUCAAUGUUAGUUAAUAUCCCAUUGCUUGUGUGGCGCUUGAGUUGGUGGUAGACUAGGGCCAAUGCCUUCUUUUAGUGAGAGACCAGAGGUUUUUUAUAAGUUAUUGUCCCUUUUCAUUUGUCUUGAAGAGCUCUUGCUACUAACUCUGGAUCCUGCUUUUCAUUUAGGUAGACGGGAAGCAUUCUCUUAAUUAUAAUUAGAACAAUCUAGUGACCAAAUUGUCAUCCGCUACUAUGGAAGUUCUUGGUUUUCUUAACCACAUUUUAUGUCUGGUCCAGGUACGUCAGUCCAGUCUCCAUGACUUACCCCCUUCAGAAGUUUCUGACAUUGGUUUGAGGAUUUAUGACACUAAUUAAAAGAAAAAUUAGAUCAGGGUGUGGUAGCAAAUGCCUACAAUCCCAGCAUUUAGGAAACAGGGAUAGGAAUCUCAGGUUCAAGGCUGCCUUCGGGUGUCUCAAAAAAGGAAGAACAAAAGAAAGGUAGAUGCUGUUAUAUAGAUCCUUUGAAAAUCCAACAGAAGGUUCAUAGUAUUCACACACACUUGUAGGCACAGUUUUAAACAUAUUCUCUAUCAGUUUUUAGGUAAACGUAUAUUUGCUGUGGCUAAUGAAAAGGGCUUUUCUUUUCAUUUUUUUUAAUUCAAAAUACUGUUAAAGAUUUUCAAACAAAUUGAAAAUUCUAUAUGUUUGGAGGAAAUAAGGGAAAGCUUUACAGUUUUAAUAGGCUAAAACUAUAAAAGAAUACUAUCUUUUAAAACUUCUGGCAACUAUCUGCUACCAGAGGGGUUAGAUUGAGAAAGCAGGUAAGAUAUGUGCAAGACAUUUCUUCAAACUCCAAACUACUACCAGAAACACAUUUUAUCACCCAGUGUGAGCAUCACUUGGUCAAAUUUAGUUACUGAGUCCAUUUGAUCAUAAUGCACUCUUACUAGUGUGAUUGAAUACUGACUAUCUGUCCUGUCCAAUAAGGAUUUCUGCCUCAUCUAAUCAUAUGGCACCCAGUUUUUCUAUGUAGCUCAUUAUACCUGAAUUAUACCAUCAAUUUAGUUAAAAUGCAUGUAGUUUGCACAAUGAUUAAAAUGACUAGGUUUGUGUUUGUAACCUAUAGUAACUCAAGAAGAAUCAUGUACACAGCAGGAAUUGUCACAGUAAAAACUGGUAGCAGGAAAAUUUGAAAGGAUUUGAAAUGCCCUGAAAUUAGGGCAGGUACUUUAUGGGAAAAAAAAAAAAAAGCAAAAAUGUCAACAUUUGACCAAAUUAACACUACCUCCUCCCCAGUUAUUGGUAUUCACUUAUAUGUACAUGUGUUUAAGAAAAUGAAAGCAUGGAGAACUUGUGUAGCACACCAGAAGUUGUGGUUCUAUAUCUGGUAUCCAGAACCUGACAGGGAAACGUUUCUUGUUCUCCCUUUUUUUUGGUCAGCAUUUUAAAAAUGCAAAGCCUCAUAUGUUGAGACAUUUUAUUCCUAAUUAGAGUCCCUGCCCUUUGCACAUAACUUUUCUUUUAAACUUAGUUCUAACCCUAAAUGUUGACAUCAGAAAGUGUUUGCACUGUAUAAACAAUGUUAGCUGAAAGCAUGUUUAUUUUUAAAGAGCUCCUGCUCUCUUCUGCACAUUUCCGUAUCUAGAAAUGAAUAGUCCUGAAUUUGAGGUCACACCCACAGGUGAAACACAGCCUGAAGUCAAGGCCUUGCUAAUAAAUGGAGCUUUGUACAUAGUCAUGAUUUUUUGGCUGCCUGGACAUCAAGUAAACAUAACACUAUACAUAACAUAACACAUAAAGAAACUGUCCUGGAGAUCCCAUCCUGCUACUAAUAAUUUUUCUGUACAUCCUUUUCAAAAAUUGAAAACUUUUUAGAUCAUAAGGCAGAAUUAGUAAUUUUGUGCUUUUGUAAAUGUUUAGCAUUUUAAACAUAGAAUACAUUGUUUUGGACACUGGAAUAAUAUGAUUUAUUUUCACCUGUAAAAAUGACUUCAUUGUACUUGAACACCUUUGCAUUUCUCCAUUUGUGCCAUUUACAAGUGGAAAUAAAUUGUAUUAUACCAUGAUCUACUGGCGUUUUAAAACUGUUACAUGUGCACAUUUGGGGUAUAGCUAUUUUCAUUUGUAUGUAUAUAUUGUAUAUACAUAUGAGUAUCUAUAUGUAUGUAUAGAUGGAUUGAUAUAACUCAUUCUAAACAUGUCUGCCAGGGCUCAAAUUUUAUUGUUCCCAUGCCCCGCCCCAUGUUACAGCAAGACUGUGUGUGGUUUUAAAGAGUGAGCACUCUGGGUUGAUACUUAUGAGAAGGUGAUGAGUAGCUGCAGUCUUUUUUUCCCCCUUAGCACUUGUAUGGGUAAGGAGAAAGUUAAGUAAAAUAUGAUACUAUAAAUUACAAUGCAGUAAAAUUGUGCUAGGGAAGGAGCCAGUUAUUGUUUCUUUAAGUUUGUUUUACAAUGCAAUAAAAGAUACAAGCUACAGAGAAAAAUGAACUCUGCAAUGAUCACUGGGAAAGAAAGCAUACUGGUUUGAAGGACUGUCUCCUUCUAACUUAUCUUCUUGUUGCUAAUAGUAAAUUCUUUAUGCACCUUCCACCACUUCUGAGCCAUUACUAUUCAAGCAGAGAUUUGGUCUAACACCACACACCUUUCUUUUGCUUUUCUUUUGAGACGUGUACCCUUUCUGAUUGCAUAAUUGAUGUUUAGCCAAGGCUGGCCUCCAAUCCCUAGCAGUCUUUCUGUAAGCCUCUCAAGUACUGGGAUUACAGGCAUAAACCAUCCAUAGCCACAGCAACCCAUUCUUUUGGAGGUUUUAUAGUUCUGCAUUUGUCUCAUGUUCAGAAUGUGAAGUGUCCUAAUGUGUAUUAAAGUCAAAAAAAUAAUAUAUUUAAGGUAUACUAAGUAUGAAUCUGCUAUAAUGAUGAAAGAAAUUCUCACUUCUUAAAUAGAGUCUUCUCUCAAGGAGCAUUGGGCUGUCAUCUUUGAGCUGCUUAUCAAAAUAUAAUACAGAUAUUAUUGAAUAUAAACAAAUUCUGUUUUUAUUUUGUCCCUAAUAACAGAAGUCAACCUUCCAUGGUUUUAGCAUUGCCUUUUUUAAAAGGCACUCACCCUGAGUUGUUAAGAACUGGAAAUUUCCCACCCUCAGAUUCCUUAAAGGAUGAAGAGUGUGUUUACACUCAGCAUAUGUGCCUCUUGUAUGCAAGGACUACUGAUUGAAGUCUGUUUUGCUGUGUCUGGUUAUGUUGUCUGCACUUUUAUGAAAUCACUACAGUAGAUCUACGUUGGAAAUAACUAUUAAUUUGUAAAGAAAUUUUUAUUAAACACUGUAGAAAAAGUGAAGCUGAGAACUCUUGUGCAUUUAUAUUUCCUACUGAAUUCUGGUAGCCCACUUUUAAAGUUGUAUUGACUUUUUUUUCUCUUUGAUUAUAUUCAGAUUUCCAAACAUGUGCUGGCCUUUAGAUCAUAAAUAUAAGAAAUAUGCAUCAUAUCUGCCUAUUGCAGGCUUCUGAAACUUGCACUGCUCAUCCAUGCAAAAAUAAAUAUCUUAAGAAAUAGAAGCAGAGAACAAAAACUGGGGAGCCAUGUACUAUGUCACCACAUCUGUUAACUGUUUCCAGCAAUCCAAACUGAAGUGUGGCUGUGUGUGUGUGUGUGUGUGUGUGUGUGUGUGUGUGUGUGUGUGUGUGUGUGUGUUGGGGGUUUUGCUUUGCUUUUAAAUAUACAAGGGGUGGUUCUUUAAAUAGAGGAAAAGUUAAUCCUUCCAGCAGGAUGCCCACUGGAUAUAAUAUUAACAUCUGUAGGUAGUUGGAAGUAGAGAGAAGGUAAGACUUCUCAAGGAAUGAAAAAGGGUGUCUUGAUGCUCAAGAAUCCCCACCCUCCAAAGUACGGGUAAUUUAACCUGCACAGUUUCCUUUUCACUUGUAGUUUAACAAUUAUGAGUGAAAAAUCAUGUAAUUAUCUGUAAAUAUGUAGCUAACAAAUUGACCUAGUUUCUGUACUUUUUUGGUUUUGUACUAAAGUUUAUAGGUCUGUGCCAGCUAGAGAGAAGUUGCUGUCAUUGCUAGUUUUGCUUCUAGCAUAUAACCCUGAGACCAUCCUAGGUGACAUUUUAGAGUUAAUGCUUAAGUGUUGUUAAAUGGGGACAUGGAGAUUAAUCAUUGGUCAGGUUUGAAAUCUUUUGAAGCUAAGUAAUUUUAUUUAAUAUGAUUACAUGUCGUCAGUCAUGAGUGAGGUGUAGGGAGGCCCCCUCCCCCAGUGGCCAUGUUUACAGAGUGUUGUCUAUAAAGUGCAAGUGUGUUAAUGUUUAUGUAAAUUAUGCAGGUGAUAACUAUGGUUUGGGACUGUUUAUGGGCUCUUUUAACUGAAUUUUCAAAUGAGAUGAACUAUGCUUAUUGCUGGCACAUUGAUCCCACUUCUGGAGCAUCAUCUACUUCCAGAAUUCCGUAUGUUCCUUAGACAUUACCCCCACUUGACCUCCCUUCCUCUGAUAUGCCUUGUAGCUAAGAUUUAAAAGACUGUUGAACAUAGAUGAGGGGAAUGCAUUUCUUAAAAAUUCAUGAACCCUCAAUUGUAUGCUUUCAGUAUUGUGUUAUAUGUUUCUAUGGCAACUUUGAAGUCAGUGGUUUAGAAAUGAGAUACCAAUGUUAAUGAAAAGUAUGUACUCUUUGCUUUUGCAUGGCUUGGCUUAGUAUCCAAGGUAUAUUAGAGCCACUUGAAAGCAUGAAGACCAGUUAUAUGGAAACAGGUUUCUCUCAGUGGCACACUUUGCUUUUUCUUAGCCCUCGAAUACAUUGCCUCGGCAUGAACAUUAUUGUUAAUAUAAACUGCACAUGGUCAUUGAGCAAAUUAUAAAAUUUUGAAAAGAUGCAGCUGCCCAGUAUUUACAGUUUUGGUUGGUCUCUAUCUCAAAUAACAGUGUAGGUAUUGGAACCCUUGUAGCCCUUCUUAGGGUCAAACAGGUAUAUCGGUUUAUCAAGGAAGGCAUUGGCUACCCCUGGGGUAUCGCCAUGCUAUUGUCCUUUGCUGCCCAUUCAGUCCACAUGUGCUGUUGUCCUUCCUUGCACUUCAUACUCUCAAACCAUCACCCUUUCUUCCUAUUUUUUGUCUUUUAUUCCACAUUAAAUGGGAAUUGUGCCUAUUUAGAUUGCCCCUCCAGUUAAAUACACAUGUAAUUCAAGCCAGAGAUAAGAUGGAAGAACAUUUUUUUUCAAGUUCACUUGGCCAGUAAUUGAUCUAACAAACUGUUUCACCACAUUAUCUUGACACUUGAUAGAAGAGCCUAUUCGGAGUCACAGUGGUUGCGUAAGUAGAACCCAAGUGAGGAGGGAUGGGUGGGGUUUUCAUCAGGAAAUAAUUUUGUUCUUGGUUUACUCUUUAAGAUCCUUCUCUGCUAGUUUAGAAUAGGUUAAUUUUUUUUAAUUUUUUAGGGAAAUUUUUACAAAAAUAAUGGUCUGAUGUAAAUACCAUUUUAAAGUACAGUGCACAUAACUCCCUAGGCUGUUCCAACCUAUUUGUAAAUGCUUUAGAAUUUUUAAAUUAACACUUCUGUUGCUAAAUACUAUUUAUGUAAGUCUGAAAAGGUUUUUAACCCAUUUAAAUAAUGCAGGUUAUUAUGAGCAAGUUAGCUCUGAGAGCCCCUCCUUUUAGUCCAUGAGAAAGCCUGGUGCGCAUUAACGAGGCUGGAGAGACUACGAGAAAUAUGUAUAGUGUAUAUUUUAAACAGCUUUGCUUGUAUUGUGAAGAUUUAAGAACAAACUUGAGAUUUUUAAAGUUAACUAUUAACACAGUUUUAACAUAAGUUAUCCCACUGGGUUUAAAAGCAUCUUGAAUGUAUAACCCUUGUGUAACCCAGGCUGGUUUUUGCUUUUACUGAACCAUCCAACGUUAUUUAUAUUUUUAGUUUCAUGUACUCAUUUCCUUUUGUUUUCCUCCAACAGCAUGUUGUUGUUGUUGGGGGUUGUUUUGUUUGUUCUGGGUUUCUUUUCUUUUUUUGCACAUGUAGAAGUUUUUUAAAAGAAGGAAAUUGAUACAUGAUUUUUCUCUAGAUUUCUUUACUUCAGUCUUUCUACUAACCUCUUAAAAGCCAUGGCAUUCCAUUUGCUUUAUUUGUGCAAAUGCCAGGGUUGGUUUUUAUUUUUAUUUUUGCUAUUUACCUAAAAAAGAGAGAGAGAAAGAGAAAGAGACAAUGCUUCAGUCAAUUGCUUUUUUAUUUAAAAUUUAAAGAAAAAAAAAGAAAAAAAAAGCUGUAACCUUAUCGUUUCUGAGUAGACCAUUGAGAGAAACGCACACCUGUCAGCCAGGACCAGCUUUGGUGGCUAAAGGGAAUAUUUUAACUACGCAAGAUGUUCUGUACAAAACGUGGUAUAUGUUAUCCACAGUCUAUUUUAGUUAUUCCCACAAGUCAGGUCCAGAUAAAUGAGGGUUAUCAGCUAACUGAUAUGUUAUCAUUGAGGUUCGUCAAUGAAUUUGUACAUUUCUAGUUCCCUUUGGUGAAGGGAAAAAUGAUUUUGCAAGACCUAGAUUUUGGCUUGGUUUCUUGCCUCCUUUUUUGGCAGCCUUCGUCUUUUCCUAAAGCCCUUGAGCCUGUAGGGUUUUCAGAGUGGACAGAGGACUUAAAUGGUCUUUUAAAACUGAGAUAGUUUGGGGGAAAGGGCAAGAGAUGAUCAUAUUGAACAUACAGUAUCCUAAUACUUUUAACAGUGGAUAAUUUUGAGUAAACCUGGUCCUUUCAAUUUUAGACUAAACAGAUGCCCACAGUGGAGGCUUACCAAAGGUUGCAAUGAGGAAGAAGCCUCUCCCUCUCUGUCAGCACCAGCUGGUAAAGGUGACUGUGCAGAUGUGCAUUUUCCUUUUGGUAGAAAUGGUCCACAGCACUAACUGGUAAGGCUUAUUGUACAGUAUAUUGUCAGUAUUCUUCUGGUUCAGCAUACCUUAUAGUUCGUAUAUAACCUGUAUUAAUUGUAUAGAUUGUGCAUUUAAAGCUGUUACCAAGUUGUCAGAACCUUAAGAACGAAAACAGGUCAUAUGUAAUAUUUUGUUUGUAAGUAUCCUUUGUACCAUAGCAAAGGAAAUGUUUAAAAGAUCAACUGUAAUAAAAGUAAUUUUAGUACA
Messenger RNA from Arvicanthis niloticus (Nile rat), 12195 nucleotides. NCBI's taxonomy places the organism in Eukaryota, Metazoa, Chordata, Mammalia, Rodentia, Muridae. The record is from RefSeq and is a predicted model, not a curated record.